AUGGUAGCUUUGGUUUUUAGUAAAGUAAAUGUGGUUGAUGAUAGAAUUGACUGUGAACGUCCCCAUGUGCUGUCUUUCAAUGAAAUCAAACAAGCAGUCGAAAGAAUUGAAAGUGGGAUAAUACACACUCCGCUAUGUGAAGCAAAACUCAGUAAACAUAUGGAUUACAACAUAUAUUUAAAAUGUGAAAACCUUCAGUACACUGGCAGUUGUGCUGAACGCGGUAUGCGUAACGCUCUUGUGGCGUACGGUGAAAAAAUAAUGGACAGAGGAAUAAUAGUACCAUCACAAGGAAACAUGGCAUUGGGCGCUGCUUACCAUGCAAGUUUCUUCGGCAUCCCGGUAACUGUUGUUCUUCCCGAUCGCACCUCUCCUGCCCUGGCUCAUCGUUGUACCGAAUUAGGAGCGGAUGUUGUUCUGUACGGGACCAGUUAUGACGACGCUCUAGCUUACGCCAAAAAAGUACAACGUGAAAGUAGACAAAUCCUAUUGAGCGCCGACGACCCUUUGGUGAUGGCUGGGCUGGGCACAGUCGGCAUCGAGAUCAUCACGCAAUUGCCAGAGACAGAUGCAGUAAUUGUUCCGGUCGCCAGCGGCGCUUUGCUCGCAGCAUUACUUGUUUCAUGCAAGAGACUAAAAUGCUCGUGUUUGAUCUACGGUGCUGAAUGUGCAAAAGUGCCAAAGAUGAUGAAGGCACUUCAGGCUGGUAAACCAGUCUCCGUGCCGAUCGUCUCGAAUCUUGCAGAGGGACUUAACGCUUCUAGAGUAGGAGACAAUACUUUUGCUACUAUUAAAGGACGACUUGAUAGAAUGUUGGUAGUUGAAGAGUCAUAUAUCGCCCGUGCUAUGAUAUCAGUAUUAGAACGGGAACGGCUUGUAACGGACUGCGCUGGAGUCUGUGCUGUGGCAGCUGUAAUGCAAGGUUUAGUGCCAGAGCUCCGUGGAAAACGGGCGGUAUGUGUGCUGAGCAGUGGAAACGUAGACUCGGGUCGCCUGUCUCGUUCUAUACAACGUGGGCUCGGUGCUAGCGGUAGACUCCUUCGGUUUGCGGUUGCCGUGCCCGACCAUCGAUCGGGACUGGAACACCUCGCUAAAACGAUCGCAAAUGAGAAUGCCGUUCUGAAGAGUCUUGUUACUGAGCAAAUGUGGGUGCACAGCGAUGUUGGCUCUACUUGGGUGAAUGUUGUGGUAGAGACUGCCAACGAGGUACAUGCCAAUAAAUUAAAGGAUCGUUUGCGUGAUCUUUAUCCGUCUGCUAGAUUUGCUGUCAUUGAUCUCGAUGACAAAUACAAAAUUGCUGUGCGAUAAUUGAUGUUAAUGCU
Bombyx mandarina (wild silkworm) is the source of this 1322-nucleotide messenger RNA. RefSeq lists its product as uncharacterized. Gene Ontology annotation, molecular function: threonine deaminase activity; L-serine ammonia-lyase activity. The record is from RefSeq and is a predicted model, not a curated record. Lineage: Eukaryota; Metazoa; Arthropoda; Insecta; Lepidoptera; Bombycidae. Gene Ontology annotation, biological process: L-serine catabolic process; L-threonine catabolic process.